This is a messenger RNA of Zychaea mexicana, 2368 nucleotides long. RefSeq lists its product as uncharacterized. Bases 305 to 1999 code for a protein of 564 amino acids. Gene Ontology annotation, biological process: tricarboxylic acid cycle. The transcript has 5 exons. Gene Ontology annotation, cellular component: cytosol; mitochondrion. Lineage: Eukaryota; Fungi; Mucoromycota; Mucoromycetes; Mucorales; Lichtheimiaceae. The record is from RefSeq and is a predicted model, not a curated record. Gene Ontology annotation, molecular function: 4 iron, 4 sulfur cluster binding; aconitate hydratase activity.
UCCUCUCUUUCUUCUCUCUCUCUUCCCUCUCUCCCAUCUUCCUUAUUCUUCCCCCCCCCUCCUCCUCUCGCUAUCAUCUCUCAUUGAAUAUGACAACAACUGCUGCCAUAAACACACGACGUCAAAUCAUUCAGGUAUAAGUUUGGAACACGGCGGGGCCGGCUGUCGAGCGGAGAGGAAAUUCUUAAGCAUUUUUUGAAAUGGCUGAGCUAAAAAAAAAGGUCACCUUUACUUGUUGGAUGAUGAAAAGCACUCUACGAUCUAUCAAACAAGUCGUCCGUUCAGUUCUUUGGCGGCAACGCGGAUGCCCAUGGCGACCGCAUCAGCAACGUCAGACCCACCCAUUUCGGCUGGACAACAAAGUAGUCGUUUUCUAGCACAUUAUGACAAACUCAUCUACAACGUGCAAAAAAGGCGGUCAAACAACAAUGAGCGAAGAAACUUAUCGUUGACGGAAAAGAUUCUGUAUGGACAUGGAUUGGAUAAGGACACAUGUUUCAUAAGCAGCAACGACCACUACUCCUCCUCUUCUUUCUCCUCUGCUCCUGCUGUCAACCUGUCGUCGUGGCCUGUGUCGAGUGGUGCGUCAUUUGCUGAUAACGGCAGCGGGAGUUGUGGUGACACAAGAAGCAAAAAAGAUAAUUCCGUGCAUGAUUUAGCUGGUCUUGUAUCAUCACAUGACAAAAGGAGUGGUUUAGAGUUUUUCCCAACCACUGCUGCCGCUGCUGCUGCUACAGCAACACCACCACCAUCGCCAACCAUGAUGGAAACCUAUGCCUUUCCAGGAGGACUCUUGAUCACAAACAACACGAGCCAAAGAUCGAUGGACGCGUUGUUACCGGCUAGUGGUAGCACCCAUACGACGACGUCUCGUAACGCCGGUGUCUUGAGCACACUUUGUGUCAACCAUCGAGAUCCCAUCUCAGCAGCAACGACCCAUCGUCAACAACAACAGCAGGUAGCAUUCACAGAACUAAACCAAGAAACUUCUUAUUUGCCCCCCCGAAUCAUUGGUGUGCGAUUACAAGGAACUUUGUCUGGAUGGGCUACACCCAAAGAUAUUUGUUUGCAUAUCUCUCAAGAACUUAAAAAGAGAAAUCAAGAUAACAAAGGCCAUCCUAUUAUUCUGGAGUACCAUGGACCAGGCACAGACAGCGUCUCCUAUAACGACAGGACAGAAAUAUGCACAAUGACAUCCGAGCUUCUCGGUGGUGGUGGUGGUGGUGGCACCAACAGCAAUGCAGCAACAGCAUUAUUUCCAUUCACGAACAAAACAUUCGAUUACCUAUGUACGACCGGUCAACGCUCGUUGGCCUAUGCAGCAAGCGCCAUUGCCGAUGUCUACCUCCAACCGGAUCAAGACGCCGUGUACGAUGAUCUCAUUGAGCUACAACUCGAUCGUCUGCAACCCCAUGUGCACGGUCCGUUCACUCUGGAUCGAGUGACCCCAUUGUCUGAGUUCAAGCAUACUGUCAUUGAAGAGGAAUGGCCUGAACAAGUGAGUGGCGUGACUAUUAUCGCCAGCACUUGCAAGAAGAAGGAUGGUCAUACGCUUUCGCGUGUCGCCCGUGUUGUCAACCAAGCCCGACGCAAAGGCCUUCGCGUGAAGCUUCCAUUGCGGGUUGUGUUGUUACGUGAUGACGAUGAUGGUCAGAAAACUGAGAACGAGUUGCUUGUUCCUCUUUUCGAAAGUAUUGGCGCAACCGUGGUUUCGCAGCAUCGAUCUUGGGUGGGUGGCAUUGCCGCUUUACAACAUAAAAGUAGCAUCGCGGGCGACGCCGAAUGGAACUCGGUAUUGUCGACUUGUACGAGUGCUUUGGAUGAGGAACUGCGGUUCAUUGGUAACCCGAACACGCAUGCCUUUGUAGCAUCUCCAGAGAUUGUCAUUGCCAUGGCGUUUGCUGGAAAACUUACUUUCAAUCCCGUGUGCGACCGUAUCAUUGGUCGUGACGGCGCACCAUUCCAAUUCACGCCAUCUACAAAGCCUUUAUUUUUAUAAUUGCUCCAUAUCAAAACACUUCUCCCUUCUCACGCCACCCAAGCCGUUAUAAAUACCUUCUAACAUCAUCUUGUAUAUAGUCGUUCUUCUGUGUUCCCUUUGGUAAUGUCUCGCAUAUCCUCUAAUUUACCGAUAUACCCUCUUCCUCUACUUAUGAAUGCACGAAUAUGUAAAUUUCUAUACUACUUUUGUAUAAACCCCACCCUUCUAAGCUGUCAUCAUCUAUUUAUUCCAUACUUGACAGCACACUUUUCUUUUGGAAUCUCUCCAUUCAUUGCAUGAUGAUAAAAUAGAUAAUAUCCUCAAAUUGUACAGCGUCCAGUUCAUUAUGUGUUACGCGAUGUGAUAAGUGGCUUCCUUUGUAUUGAC